AUGUUCCCAGUUGCUGAUCCUCCCCGUGCGGGGCCUGAAGAUAUUGGGAGAAACUCGAGGCAAAGUACGAUAAGAGGUGUUCCUGCUUUUCCCGUCUCUGAACCGAAACACACUUCUGCCCCAAUCGAAUUUGUAGAUGAUGAUGAGAUUAAAAAAGAGUAUCGGCCAUCUUGCUUCGACAAACUUAUAGAUUUUAUCCUGUGCAGAGGCGAUGUAGCAAAACGAACCUACGAAACACAACCCGUCUCUAUUUUUGGCUUAUUUCGAUAUGCUAAAGCUUUCGACCAUUUUCUUCUCUUCAUUGGAGUCAUUUGUGCAAUCAUUUCUGGAGUUUCCCAGCCUGUGUUAACAAUUAUUGCUGGUCGCGUCACUAAUGCUAUACUUGUGUACGCACCUCAAACAAAACAGUUCCGGAACAAGGCUACGGAGAAUGUUUACAUUUUUCUCGGCAUCGGUAUUUUCGUUACAAUCACAAACUACAUCCAGUACAUGUGCUUCCAACACUGUUGCUCGAGGAUUAUGGCACAGAUGAGGCAUCGAUAUGUGUACUCAGUGCUCAGACAAAAUGCAGGAUGGUUUGAUAAGCAUCACUCUGGAACGAUUGCCACGAAGCUAAACGAUAGCAUGGAGAGAAUCCGCGAAGGAAUUGGAGACAAACUUGGUGUCCUUCUCCGUGGAGUCGCAAUGCUUGUAGCAUCAGUUGUUGUAGCAUAUAUUUAUGAAUGGAGGCUUGCUUGCAUGCUUCUAGGCGUUGCACCCACUUGUAUUGGAUGUAUGUCUUUGAUGGCUAGACAAAUGACUGCUACUACAGUAAAAGAACUUGGAGGUGUAGAGAAAGCAGGUUCGAUCGCUGAGGAAUCAUUAAUGGGUGUUCGAACUGUGCAAGCAUUUAAUGGACAAGAAGAAAUGGUAGAACGAUAUCGGGUAGAAUUAAAUAAAGGAAGAAAGUUUGCAAUUUGGAAAGGAUUUUGGAGUGGUCUAUUUGGUGGCAUGUUCUUCUUCUGGCUUUUCGCUUUUCAAGGCUGUGGAUUCUUAUAUGGAGCUUAUCUUCUUAGCGUGGGAAUUAUCAAAUCACCUGGAGAUGUUUUCAUCAUUGUUAUGGCUAUGCUAUUGGGCUCUUAUUUUACGGGACUAAUUUCACCACAUUUGAUGGUUCUUCUCAAUGCACGAGUGGCUGCAGGCUCAAUCUACGAGACCAUCGACCGUGUUCCUAAAAUUGAUCCUUAUUCAAAGAAAGGAAAGUUUUUGGACAAAGUCAUCGGCCGUGUUAAGUUUGAAAAUGUUCACUUCCGUUAUCCGACCAGAAAGGACGCAAAAAUCCUAAACGGACUUAAUCUAACCAUUGAACCAGGAACAUCAGUUGCUCUUGUUGGACACUCUGGUUGUGGUAAAUCAACAUCAGUUGGUCUCCUAACUCGUCUAUAUGAACCGGAAGCUGGCAACGUAACUAUCGACGGAACUGAUGUUCGAGAGCUAAACAUUGAUUAUCUGAGAAAUGUUAUUGGAAUUGUGCAGCAAGAACCAAUAUUGUUCAAUGAUACAAUUCAUAACAAUUUGUUGUUGGGAAAUCCAAAUGCCACGAGGGAGAAGAUGAUUGAAGUCUGCAAAAUGGCAAAUGCUCAUGAUUUCAUAGAAAAAAUGCCGAAAGGCUACGACACAAUGAUUGGAGACGGAGGAGUGCAACUUUCAGGAGGACAAAAGCAGCGAGUUGCUAUUGCAAGAACCUUGGUCCGUGAACCGAAGGUCUUACUUCUCGAUGAAGCCACAUCUGCUCUUGACGCUCAGAGUGAAAGUAUAGUACAAUCAGCUUUAAAUAACGCAUCGAAAGGGAGAACUACUAUUAUGAUUGCACACAGAUUGUCUACAAUUCGUGAAGCUGAUAAGAUUGUCUUCUUCGAAAAAGGUGUUAUUGUUGAAGCUGGAAAUCAUGAAGAACUUGUUCGAUUAGGAGGAAGAUACUACGAUUUGGUGAAGGCACAGGCAUUUAAACCUGACAAUGAUGGGACCGUUGAUGAGAUUGAGGAUGAAAUUGAUUUAGGGCAAUCCGCCAGUGGCUUACAUUCACGACAGUCCUCUUUCACUUCCUCUAUUAGGAGCAAAAUGUCAGGAGCAGAAGCUUUCCGACGUGGAACUUUGGGAGCUGAUUCAUUUGCUGGUGGCAAAUCAACAGCUAGAGCAGAUGCUGAGAAUGCAGCAUUUGCGGAAGAAGUCGCAAAAGUAAUGGAACAGGAUGGACAAAUCAGUGCCGGAUACAUGGAUAUUUUCAAGAAUGCAAAAGGAAAUUAUACGGUCAUGUUUUUGGGAUUUGUAACUGGGCUCAUUCGUGGACUCGAGCUCACAGCAUUCGCUUUAUUGCUUGGAUGGGUUUUUGAAGGUUUUCAAUAUUUGAACAUUGACAAUGGAAAAAUGAUGCAUAGAAUGGCAAUGGCAGUGAUUGCUUAUGGAUGUUCAGGUUUCGGAUGCUUCAUUUCACAGUUUUUAAGUUCUAUUUUCUUUGCCAUUGUCUCGGAAAACUUGGCCCUUCGCUUCCGUGUUAUGUCAUUCCGAAACCUUCUAUAUCAAGAUGCAUCAUUUUUUGACAACCCUGCUCAUGCUCCAGGAAAAUUGAUAACCCGUCUAGCAACAGAUGCUCCAAACUGCAAAACUGUCGUCGAUUCUCGAAUGCUUCAAGUCCUCUACGCACUUUCAGCUAUUAUUGCAAACAUAGUCAUCUCUUUUAUCUACUGCCAUUCUGGGAACUGCACUCAUUAUUUUACUCGCUUUUACAAUGUGCGGAUUAGCGUACAAAAUUUCUUUACUUAACAUGGAACAAAUCCAAAACGACGAAGCAGGAAGAAUUGCAAUCGAAAUUAUAGAAAAUGUGAAAACUAUUCAACUUCUCACAAGAUGUGAACAUUUCUUCGACCACUACGAAAAAUGCUCCAAAAGCCAGAAGCGAAGCGAGCUGAAGAAAGGACUGAUUGAAGCUAUCAAUUACACAAUAACCCAGUCGUUCAUGUACUACAUGAUGUGCUUCUGUUUUGCCCUUGGAAUCAGGUUGAUUUACCACGGGAACAAGUCUCCACAGGAUGUUUUUCAAGGAAACAUUGCAAUGCUUCUAACUGCAAUGGGUGUUAUGAAUGCAGCACAGUAUUUCCCAGAGUUUGUGAAAGCAAAAACUGCAGCUGGUUUACUUUUCAACAUUAUCUAUCGAAAACCGAGAACCGGAGAUUUGCUGGAAGGUUCACGGCCGGAAGUCAGAGGAAAUAUUCUUUUUGAAAAUGUCAAGUUUUCCUAUCCUCAACGACCGCAUCAGCCAAUUAUGAAAGGACUUCAAUGGACAGCUCUCCGUGGACAAACUGUUGCUCUCGUAGGCCCAUCUGGUUCAGGAAAGAGUACAUGCAUUGGAAUGCUUGAAAGAUUCUAUGAUGUCACUGGGGGAACACUUCGAAUCGAUGGACAAGACAUCAGAGGUCUCUCCUUGUUUCACCUCAGAACUCAGAUGGCACUGGUCGGUCAGGAGCCCAGAUUGUUUGCCGGCACGAUAAAGGAGAACAUUUGCUUGGGCUUGGAAAACGUGCCAAUGGAGAAGAUCAAUCACGCGUUAGAACUAGCAAAUGCAAAUCGGUUCCUGGCUAAUCUUCCGGCAGGUAUUGAGACUGACGUCGGAGAGAAGGGAUCAAAACUUUCUGGGGGACAGAAACAGAGAAUAGCAAUUGCGAGAGCGUUGGUUCGAGAUCCAAAGAUUUUACUGCUAGAUGAAGCCACUUCAGCAUUAGAUUCGGAAUCAGAAAGGGCUGUACAAGAAGCUUUGGAUCGAGCACGAGAAGGGCGUACUUGUAUUACAAUUGCUCAUCGGUUGUCUUCAAUUCAAAAUUCUGACGUUAUUGUAUAUAUUGAAAAUGGACGGGUGCAAGAAGCUGGAAAUCAUAAGCAACUGAUGAGCAAGAAGGGAAAAUACUAUGAGCUGAUUCAGAAGCAAGACUUGGGAAUAUAA
Molecule: messenger RNA, 3976 nt
Organism: Caenorhabditis elegans
Lineage: Eukaryota; Metazoa; Nematoda; Chromadorea; Rhabditida; Rhabditidae
Source: the annotation of a RefSeq genome assembly